This is a messenger RNA of Gaeumannomyces tritici R3-111a-1, 312 nucleotides long. RefSeq lists its product as hypothetical. The coding region runs from base 1 to 312 and encodes 103 amino acids. The transcript has a single exon. NCBI's taxonomy places the organism in Eukaryota, Fungi, Ascomycota, Sordariomycetes, Magnaporthales, Magnaporthaceae. The record is from RefSeq and is a predicted model, not a curated record.
AUGAAUCCCCCCAGCACGCAAGCGCCAGGGGAGACUCCACUGGCCUGUCUGCCACAGGCAAGGCGCGUGCAAGGCCGGCCUCAGCAACGCCACCAGUAUCACCCCCUGUCACCUGCCACGCCCUUGAACCGCCCCCGCGCCCUCAGUCAUGUCAAGCCCGAGACCGAGGAUCGAGAGGUUCACGACAACCAUGACACCGUAAGGACCGUUGGCAUGACCUACACAGUGACGUACGAUCCCAGGGCCGGCAUAGAUGUCGCCAAACUCGUCACGGCAGAACACAACCAGUCGCCACAUUCGGCAACACCAUGA